AUGUUGUACGACAAGACGCCGCAAUAUCCUCAUUUUGCUCAUCUACCUUUCGCCAAGGAACCUUUCAAAGCGAUAUAUGUCUUCCAGCGAAUCAUUACCACUGUCCUCCUCGUUCCCAUCUGGAUACUAUCCAAUCUAUCUCGCUCUCGACGUCCUCGAAAGUCAUGGUCUUUGCGGCAGAUAGUGUUCGUCAACUUUACACGCCGUAUUUACCGUGUAACGGAAGUUGCUGGUGUUACUUGGGGUACUCGGAAUCCUGAAGAUGAACCUGGAACGAAGGAGCUCAAAGAGACGACAUUCGAAUGGGCACCUCCUUUGAAAGAAUCUCUCAGAAAGGGUGUUGCAGUGGAUAGGUUCAGAAGGGUGCCGUAUAAGAGGGUUGGAUGCUUUGUAUGGCGUAAGGAAGCCCUAAACAAGCAUCAGAUACCGGUAGUUGGGGUAUUUUUUCAUGGUGGAGGUUUCUCUCAACUGUCUGCACACGAAAAAUCCAGGACCUCACAUAUACCACGACGUUUGAUGAGAGAUAACUUGUUCACGGAAAUUUAUGCCGUCGAAUAUCGUUUACUACAACAUGCGCCUUUGCCUGCGGUAAUCAUGGACGCUGCAGCUGUCUAUUCACAUGUUGUUAAUAAAUAUUACGGCCCAGAUUAUAUAAGGUCAACCGAGCAACCGUUGAGAAAGCCCUGCAAAAUCUUGCUUUUAGGCGAUUCCUCGGGUGGAAACUUAGCUCUCGCUCUAGCGCGAUGGAUACGGGAUGAGCAAAUCUUACCUACGCCCGAUGGUUUACUACUGUUCUCACCGUCUUGCGAUACAUCCCACGCAUUCCCUUCGACUCAUUCUUCGUACAUCCCUCGACCUCACGCAAGCACAGAUUAUCUUACGGAUACUCCUGAGCCAAGAGCCCUGAUGCAGAGGACCUUUCUUGGUUUUAAAUACCGACCUGGAGGAACUGGCUGGGGGCAAUGGAAGCGCGGAAGAAACAGGGAAGGCGGAGAUCAAAUGGAGCGACAUUUCCAUAAAUCCACGACCAAGGGACUGGCGUUAGCUGUGGCGAGUGUCGCUAGUGCAAGCACCUCCAAGCUCGUACGAGGCGUGAAAGAUGUUGCUACAAAAUCUAUACAUGCUGGUAGCAGCCCUGUAUCCUCCGAUAUAGAGUCUUCGCCACAUGGUUUACCGCCACCGUCAGCAUCUCUUGCAACUGAUGUUAUCGACGAAGAAGAAGAGGGAAUCCGUGAGCAUUGGCCGGGUACGCAGGAGGUCACCGAAGAGGAGAGCGCAGAAGGGAAGGAGGAACGCGAAAGGAGAGAAAUCGAGGAAGAGACGAGGUCCCUGAUGGAGAUUAUCCACUCAGAGUAUGUUAGCCCUGCAAGUCCACGGGUACUGCGUCGUUGGGGUCACAUAGUGGAUCUUUAUGAUGGCUCCAGACUAGGCGAUAGAUCGUCGAAAGCGGAUGCUUCCUCGUUAGAACCAUCCAACAAGACACGGGUAUGGUUAACACCCAAUAUCGCAUACGACCAGUUUGAUUGGGAGGUGAAUGCGCAUAGUAAUGGUGCGAACCCACAACCUUCAAACGAUACCCCAAAUAACAACACCUCCGAACCCCCAUCAUCAAAGGAUAAGAUCUCCUUUGCCGUACCCGAAAUCAAGCAAACUGAUUUUGCAUCUACGUCCCAGUCAGAGUCACAAAACCCGAAUCGCCCACCCGUCCUCCGGAAUCAGGAUACAUACACCCCUCGGAAUCCCGCCCAUUCUUAUCCGAGCAGGUAUCCUCAGUUCCACACGUUAUUCGCGCAAUUUCCCAAGACCUUGAUCCUCAUCGGAGACGCAGAGCGGCUGACUACGGAAGUCGGAAAUCUCGCUCGGGCUAUGGGGAAGGACUGUGAUUGUGGAGGUGGAGGUGGAGGUGGAGUUGGAGCUGAGACUGCCAAUAUGAAGGAUGCAGGGAAUAAAGAAGAGGAAGAUUUACCUCGGGAAGGAUUGGUAUCUCUGGGCGGAGGGUGUGUUCAAGUCAGGUGGAUCCCCGAUGCGGUUCAUGAUGUGUUUAUGAUACCUCCCGGAUGGUGGGACGAGAAGAUCAAAAGUGAGGUAUGGGAAGAUGUUAAAACUUGGAUGACAGGAUUUCAUGAAGCAUCUAUAAUGUAG
Lentinula edodes (shiitake mushroom) is the source of this 2142-nucleotide messenger RNA. RefSeq lists its product as uncharacterized. Gene Ontology annotation, molecular function: hydrolase activity. NCBI's taxonomy places the organism in Eukaryota, Fungi, Basidiomycota, Agaricomycetes, Agaricales, Omphalotaceae. The coding region runs from base 1 to 2142 and encodes 713 amino acids. The record is from RefSeq and is a predicted model, not a curated record. The transcript has 5 exons.